Messenger RNA from Electrophorus electricus (electric eel), 842 nucleotides. It is a transcript of the gene gnrh2, whose product is annotated as gonadotropin-releasing hormone 2. The record is from RefSeq and is a predicted model, not a curated record. Gene Ontology annotation, cellular component: extracellular region. NCBI's taxonomy places the organism in Eukaryota, Metazoa, Chordata, Actinopteri, Gymnotiformes, Gymnotidae. Gene Ontology annotation, biological process: multicellular organism development; reproductive process. Gene Ontology annotation, molecular function: gonadotropin hormone-releasing hormone activity; gonadotropin-releasing hormone receptor binding.
GGAGGCAGCAGCCCGGUAAGCGGACCCUCGGUGGUCCUCGGUGGUCCCCCGGGACACGCACGGCUGCGCGUCACAUCUCCGCAUCGCGCCUCUCCGGUGUCGCCGGUCGAAGGUCCCGCUACUCCUACAGCAGAGAGGAAAUGAGAGGAGAUACCAUAUUGCUGGAGGUUGAGAGGUUAUAAACGAGCAGGAGUCUGGAGAAGGUCCCAGAGAAGGUGUGGACGGCUGUCCGUGGCUUUGCUUUCCGUACAACACCUUGGCUUAGCGGCCCAGCGUGGACGAGAGACCCCGAGCCGUCGACCUCAGAGGAGGGCAGCUGGAACCUAGUCAUCCGCAUCCAGACGAGGACCGACAGACGAUAAAAGUGAUGGUGUGUGUGUGGAAGCUCUUGCUCAUCACUGGUCUGCUGCUGUGUUUGGAGGUGCAGCUCUCCCUGUCACAGCACUGGUCUCACGGCUGGUACCCAGGAGGAAAGAGAGAGAUCAGCGCUUACAGCUCACGCGAGGUGUCCGGGGAGAUGCGACCGUGUGAGGCGGGAGAGUGUAGCUACCUGCGCGCCCUGCGCAGCAGUGCUCCGAGGACCAUUCUGCUGGAUGCCAUGGCGAGAGAGUUCCAAAAGAGGAAGUGAUGUCACACGGCGGUGACUGUGCCUCUCUUCACUAGAUGGACGCAUCCAAAACAUCUCUGUUAAUCCGUCUGUGAACUUACCAUGGGAACAAUCGCGUUUAUUCAUGUAUGUGUUGCUAUAGUGCUGAGCUCUUCAUUCUUUAUGUGUGAAAUAACCAUGGUAACUGAUAUUGUGACUAAUGAUCACUUCCUUCAAUAAAAUCUUUAUUUUGGUA